GGGAUGGACAAAAAAAAUGAAACAGAAUGAGUGGAAAAAACGCACACGCUGAGAACACAGUACAGAGUGACAGUACAGAGGGGUGUGUGUGCGUUCAAGGCGCGCAAGACUAAUACAGAGUUAUAUUAAUGGAUGUUUUACCUUCACCAUUUUGAGAUCGCAUUGGAAGUAUUAUUUUUUGGCUUUUAUUAUUUAAUAACAAGCAUUGUGGAAGGACGUUUUUCGUUUUGUCAUAUUUAUUGUAAAAUUGCUCUCGGGGAUGUGACUGUACGGAUCUGAAGCUUUUCACGGAAAACAGAUACAUGUGUGACAUUAGCAUGUGUGGAUAAAUGUCAGCUGUGUGUUUUGAUUUCAAGAAGAAUUGCAACAUUGGAUGUUUUAAAGACAUUUCCCUUUGAAACGAACUGGACUUGAACACAGUUGUCAUGGCCAAUAUGAAGUCUCGCAGUGAAGAUGAGGAUGAUGAACGUCAUUCUACGGAACCUGACAGCAGAGACCCCAAGAAUUCCAAAAAGACCCUGUGCAAAAUUAAAUGGUCCCGGGAUGAGGAUGAGAAGCUAAAGAAGCUUGUUGAGCAACACGGAACUGGCGCUUGGAAAUCAAUCGCCAAUUAUUUCCCAACAAGGACAGAUGGUCAAUGUCAGCACCGUUGGCAAAAGGUGCUCAACCCAGAGCUGGUGAAAGGACCCUGGACAAAAGAGGAGGAUCAGAGGGUGAUUGAGCUGGUUCACAAGUAUGGGCCCAAACGGUGGUCAGUGAUUGCCAAGCACUUACAGGGCCGCAUAGGCAAGCAGUGCCGAGAGCGCUGGCACAAUCACCUCAACCCAGAAGUGAAGAAAUCCUCCUGGACCCAGGAAGAGGAUCGUAUUAUCUAUGAAGCGCAUAAACGUCUGGGCAACCGCUGGGCUGAGAUCUCAAAGCUGCUUCCUGGACGGACAGACAACUCCAUUAAGAAUCAUUGGAACUCCACCAUGCGCAGGAAGGUGGAACAUGAGGGUUACUUGCAGGAGGGCAGCAAGAGCUACAGCAGUGACCCUGGCCAGAAGAAACACCCCAAAUCCAGUCCAUCUGUGGAAUAUCAACAUGACCAGAAUCAAAUGAUCAUGAGUGGCCAAUCACAGCCACCCAGAUAUCCGUAUGGUUCACAAAGUGGCCAGUGUAUGGAAAACAUUAGUGUCGAGAUCUCUAGCUUUAUGUCGCCAUGCCAUGAUGACCCAGACAAAGAGAAAAGAAUUAAGGAGCUAGAGCUGUUGCUAAUGUCAGCUGAAAGUGAAGUCAGAAGACAGUUGGGCCCUCGUAAUCCAGAGAGCUUCUCCAGCUGGUCGGACAGCCUUCCCGAUGAUACUGUCACCACCGCAGAGAGUGUGGAGGACAGAGGGGUCGAGCUGUGUCGUUUAGAGGAGGGCCAGCCUGCUGCGAUGCCUCUGCCUGUCUCUCCCAGCAAGUUCCUGGCUGCUGAGGCCAGUGCUGUGCUGUCCACUCUAGAGACCAUCCCAGAGUUUGCAGAGACCAUGGAGCUUAUUGACUCGGAUCCUUUGGCUUGGAGUGAUGUGACCAGCUUUGAUCUCACUGAGGGAGGCCCCUCCCCGAAGGCCACUAACCCCACUGAUGUUUGUACGACCCUGGAGAGGUGCACAGAAAGCCUGGCCUAUCCAAUAAAUGCUCCCACUGUCCCAGCGAUGAGCAGGCAGUGUGCCACGUUGAACCAGGGCAAGUCUGUGGCUCUCUCUAACACCUGCAUGAACAGAUUCAGCUCUCCACCACCGUCCAUCAUGAGAAAGAAGAGGAGAGAGAGAGGAGAUCAGUCACCUGCAGAUGAAAGGAGCUGUGCUUACAUAGACAACAGUGGGAACUCACCAAAAAACACCCCUGUCAAAGGCCUGCCAUUCUCACCCUCUCGGUUCUUCAAUGUGUCUGGUGGUGAGCCCUUGAGCCUCGACAAUCCUGCUCUUACAUCCACUCCAGUGUGUGGACAGAAAUGCCUCCUUAACACACCCCACCAGAGAGAGACCACACCAAAACACCAGAAGGAGAAUGCAGGUUUUAGGACUCCAAAACUCCAUAAGAAUAUUAUAGUCCACACUCCAAGAACACCCACUCCUUUCAAAAACGCCCUGGCCGCCCAGGAGAAGAUGCAUGGCCCGUUAAGAAUGGUGCCCCAACCACUGGCACUUCUUGAGGAGGACAUCAGAGCGGUUCUGAAAGAGGAAACCGGGGCUGACAUCUUCACACAAGUGCAGAACCAACCUCAGUUCAGAUCUUAUGAGCAGAUGGAAGCUCCUGCAAGGAAAGUGAGAAAGUCUUUGGUAUUGGACAGCUGGGAAAAAGACUGUUUAAAUGUACAGCUGUUUCCCCAACAGCAGAUUAACAGCAAUGGAGCAUCUCAUAGUAACGACCUACUGACCAGAUCAAUGCUCAUGAUGCCAUUGACAGAGAGAGAGGAGAACUGUUGCUCUCCUGGAUCGCUGAAGGAAUCUUUUUCAAUAGUCCGCUCGCUUAGCCCACAGGACAAGAGAGAAAAUAUGACCCAAAGGAGCCCACCAUACCAAACACCCGCUCCGGCCAACAGCGAGUGGGAGGCGGUGGUUUUUGGGAAAACGGAGGAUCAGCUGAUCAUGACUGAGCAGGCCAGGCGUUACUUAAACACCAACCCUACCACCUGCAUUUCCAGAGCUCUCAUCCUUUAAACAUCACUACUGCACUACAGCAACCCUCCUCUAUUACACCGACAUUUAACCUCUCAGACAAUCUGGUGUAGGAAACAGAAACACUUACUAUGAUGUUUGCUAAACACCUACUGAUAUAACAAUGUUUAACAACAAAAAAAAAAGCUCGUAUGGAAAUGUAGUCAUAUGUAGUCAAAAUACAAAUAGCACUAGAUUUUCAGUAUUUAGCUAAUGGUUUUUAACAUUGCUAUUUUUAUCCAUUUUUAGCUGUAGACAGUGUGCUGAUUCUUAAGAGCUGCUUUUUUAAGAAGGAAAAAAUCAUAUGACAUUUUCAGAUAGUUUUAAGCUCUUUUGAGAGGAUUUUAGAGACUGGUGUUAAGGAUUGGGGAGCACUGGCAGUGUUGCACUACUGUGGUUGUUUGUUAGGGUGAGGAGCAGAGACAGUGUUGAGGAGUAACUGGAUAGCACUUGCAACGUAAUCGUUUCCGCUCCAAACGUAACAAAGGUUCCACCCCGAUUAUUUUAUGUUAUUUAA
Messenger RNA from Sinocyclocheilus anshuiensis, 3201 nucleotides. RefSeq names its product v-myb avian myeloblastosis viral oncogene homolog-like 1 (gene mybl1). Bases 426 to 2687 code for a protein of 753 amino acids. The record is from RefSeq and is a predicted model, not a curated record. Gene Ontology annotation, biological process: regulation of DNA-templated transcription. Gene Ontology annotation, molecular function: DNA-binding transcription factor activity, RNA polymerase II-specific; RNA polymerase II cis-regulatory region sequence-specific DNA binding. Gene Ontology annotation, cellular component: nucleus. The transcript has 16 exons. NCBI's taxonomy places the organism in Eukaryota, Metazoa, Chordata, Actinopteri, Cypriniformes, Cyprinidae.